GAAGCUGUUGUUAAAAUUCGCUAGUGCAUAUUUACCACAUGUUUAAAUAUAUAUGUGUAUUCCAUUUGCACUUCUAGUCAAAAUUUCAAUAUAGGAGGGCAACAUUGAACGCAUUUAUUGGCAAGGGCUACUGUGACUUGGGUCAGACAGACGUGGCAUUCCCCUAUAUGGUUAUAUUUAAUAUUUAAGUUGCGUUGAACUUUUUGUUAAAAUUACCCAGUUGCAAGAAUAGAACUUUGACCAAUGGAUCUUGAUGAGCGUGGGAAGGAGCAGGCUGCGAGAUCCCUGCUGAAGAAAACGUAUAAAGUGACAAUCAUAAUGCUUUUAGUUGGACAACUUCAGGUCUGCGCUGUAAAUGAAAUUUCCGUCAUCAAGAAGUUUCUAGAAAAGCAUUACUAUGUGAGCCUGUUGCAGUUUUUUAUAAGUUUUUUAUCGAUACAGCUGUACGUGUUCUUUUAUCAUGUUAUUGAGAAAAGGGCACUGUGGAAAAGGAUCUUAGCCGGAAUAUGGACGUUCGAGGUAAACACCAUUUCGAUCAUGAAGCCCGCCAAGAGUUCGCCAUACUUGUGUUUCAUAAUAUCCUGGGUGGUCACCUUUUUGAUCAUGGGCGUAAGUGUGAUAUAUGGCAACAUGGCAGUAAAACACCGACGUGGUCUCUUUGUGUCGCGGCACAAUAUAAUCCGUUGGAGCGAACGUCUCUUUGUGCUGACCUGCUUUGGCAUCAUUGUCUGCUCCGAGAUGAAGCGCGUCACCAUCGAGUUUCCCACCCUCCUCAUCUACAGCCUGAUGUCGAACAUUGUAAGGAGACAGUUUGUGGUCAUCUUUGCCGCCUCGAUACGCAAGCCGAACUUCUAUCACGUGGGAAACGUUGCCGAUCACAUACUAAUUGGCCAGCUGUACUAUCUGAACUUCUAUGCCCUGUACAUGGGCAUAGUGUGGACGCUUUCAUCUGGCUUCGAAUUGGCCAACUAUGAUGUAAGCCUGGCGACGUUAUUUAAAAAGCUCUAGAGCAGAUGCCUGCCGCCUUGCAGUGUUGUCAUGCUUCAAAAUGUGUUUAUUACCUCCUUUGAAAUUGAAAUUGCCGAGGCGCAUGCGUCGCAAAGGCCACGAACAGCUGUUUCAUACGGGCACAAACACACGCGCACACACACACACAUGCACACAUAAAUGCAGAGACGCGGGACACACGCCCACAACCUUCCUAGCCCCUUCAUCCAGCGCAGGCAGCCAAUGUUCUCGAUAGUCGCUGGCAAACGCAAAUCAGGAACGUUUUGCUGCCUGCUGCUGGAUGCUUCCUCCAUUGAGGGGCUUACGUCACAGGUGUCGCGAUCCUUGCAAACAUCUGAUUUGUGUUUUAAUUUAGGGCCUGGUACAUUCGGUUUAUGGCCAAGCUAUUCUCGUCCAUUUCCACGCGUUUUUCCCCGUCGAGGUCGGACUUGUGGUUUUAGUUUUUAGUUUGAACGCAUCAAAUCGAUACAGUUUUACUUUACAACGCACACGCACACGCUACACAAAAUAUUUGUAAAAAGUGCAAAAAAAAAUAUUUAAAUAAUAAUAUUUCACGUAAACUUUUCUACAAAAUGUUCGCGAUUCUUUUUGGCAAACGCACGUUGUAUUACGAGUACAAUAAUAACGAAAUUAUAUCAAUUACAUGCCAUUUCAUAUAAGUGUAAAUACAAAAAGGUAUAUAUAUA
Molecule: messenger RNA, 1694 nt
Organism: Drosophila virilis
Lineage: Eukaryota; Metazoa; Arthropoda; Insecta; Diptera; Drosophilidae
Source: RefSeq, a predicted model, not a curated record